CUGCUGUACAAAUCUGGCCAAGUCUUACACAGUAAACAUGUUGACGUGAAGGAAGUUAACUACCAGAACACCCCCCUCCCCCUUUCAGGAUUCCACAGGGGAGGAGCUGAGGGGAAGGAAAGGACAUACUUCAGUCCACAUCUCACAGAACUUUCCACUGUGCCUGCAACCUGGUCAGAGAGGAAGUUUUACCUGUGCACCCCUUCUCUGAGGAUGGACAGUUCUCAUACUACAAAGUCCUGUUUACUCAUUCUUCUUGUGGCCCUACUGUGUGCAGAAAGAGCUCAGGGGCUGGAGUGCUACCAAUGCAUGGGGGUCCCAAUUGGGACUUCCUGCCCAUCAGUUACCUGCUCCUACACUGAUGGAUUCUGCAUUUAUCAGGAGGCAGAAGUUACUGAGGGUGAAGAUUUCCUGCUGCAAGGAAGACCUCUGCAAUGCCGCAGUUCCCACUGCAGGCAGCACCUGGACCAUGGCAGGGGUGCUUCUGUUCAGCCUGAGCUCAGUCCUCCUGCAGACCUUGCUGUGAUGGCCCUUCCAACGACCCCCACCCUUGUCCUUUUAUCCUCCUGUGUCACCUCUGCUUCCUGGAGCCCUCUACUGAUGAGUUAUGAGUUACAGAAGCUCUGAGGUCGGAGUAGGGGGUGGAACACCUUGCUUCAACUUUAUAGCCCUGCUGGGUGGGUGCCACACUGCUCUCUUGGGCUUUCAGAUCUGACUUCCUGGAAUAUGAUUUUGUUUUGGCUUGCUAACCUUGGCCUUGUAGGCAUGUGGCCAGCACAGAGAAGAGGCAGAAUUCCAAGGUAUUAUGCCACCACCAUCUAAACAUAAACAUAUGGAGUCCUGCAGGGUUCCCACUUGUGCAGUUCAAUGCCCCCCUGUUGAGUCCAAUAAACCCUUUGUUCUCCCA
Apodemus sylvaticus (European woodmouse) is the source of this 907-nucleotide messenger RNA. Its product is annotated as lymphocyte antigen 6A-2/6E-1-like. The record is from RefSeq and is a predicted model, not a curated record. The coding region runs from base 214 to 627 and encodes 137 amino acids. Gene Ontology annotation, biological process: acetylcholine receptor signaling pathway. The transcript is spliced from 4 exons. Lineage: Eukaryota; Metazoa; Chordata; Mammalia; Rodentia; Muridae. Gene Ontology annotation, molecular function: acetylcholine receptor inhibitor activity; acetylcholine receptor binding. Gene Ontology annotation, cellular component: plasma membrane.